Messenger RNA from Gastrolobium bilobum, 3072 nucleotides. RefSeq names its product protein SEMI-ROLLED LEAF 2. The record is from RefSeq and is a predicted model, not a curated record. NCBI's taxonomy places the organism in Eukaryota, Viridiplantae, Streptophyta, Magnoliopsida, Fabales, Fabaceae. The transcript has 19 exons. The coding region runs from base 1 to 3072 and encodes 1023 amino acids.
AUGACUGCGGUAUCUGGUGUAAUUUCCCGUCAAGUUCUACCUGCUUGUGGCAAUCUUUGUUUCUUUUGCCCUUCCUUGAGGGCAAGGUCAAGACAACCUGUCAAGAGGUACAAGAAGCUCAUUGCUGACAUUUUCCCUCGUAACAAGGAUGAAGGGCCAAAUGAUAGAAAAAUAGGAAAACUAUGCGAUUAUGCCUCCAAAAAUCCUUUACGCAUCCCAAAGAUUGUGAAUGCCCUUGAGCAAAGGUGUUACAAGGAGCUACGAAAUGAGAACUUCCAUUCAACAAAAAUAGUCAUGUGCAUUUACAAGAAAUUUCUGUUUUCUUGCAAGGAACAAAUGCCACUAUUUGCUAGUAGCUUGCUAAGUAUUAUUCACACGCUGCUGGAUCAAACAAGGCAGGAUGAAAUGAGAGUUAUAGGAUGUCACAUUCUUUUUGAUUUUGUAAAUAAUCAGAUUGAUGGAAGUUACCUGUUCAGCUUAGAAGGUGUUAUCCCAAAGCUCUGUCAAUUAGUUCAAGAAGCAGGGGAAGAUGAAAGGGCGAGAACUAGUCGUUCAGCCGGUUUGCAAGCCCUUUCAUCGAUGGUUCGGUUUAUGGGUGUAAAUUCACACAUAUCAGUUGAGUUUGAUAAUAUUGUUUCUGCUGUCUUGGAAAACUAUGAAGUUCCUAAGAAAAAUUCAGCAGGCCUUAAUCACGAGGAAGAAGGUCUUGAGAAUAGGUCGGUCCAAGACGUGAUGACAAAUGAGGGUCAAAUUUCUCCAUUGCUGGAUGUCAAAAAGAGAAAUCGAAACUGGAGUGAAAUUGUUAAUGACAAAGGCGAAGUAAAUGUAGCAAUGGAAGAUGAAAAGAAUCCCUCUUUUUGGUCUGGGGUUUGCUUACAUAAUAUGGCCAACUUAGCCAAGGAGGGGACUACCAUACGGCGUGUGAUGGAAUCUUUGUUCCGAUACUUUGAUAAUGGAAAUCUAUGGUCUAUAAACCAUGGCCUAGCCUUUUCUGUUUUAAAGGAUAUACUAUUUUUAAUGGAUGAUUCUGAGAAAAACACACAUGUUUUGUUGUCGAUGUUAAUCAAGCAUAUGGAUCAUAAAAUUGUCCUUAAAGAUCCCAACAUGCAGCUAGACAUUGUUGAGGUAACCACUGCGCUUGCCCAAUAUGCAAAGGUCCAACCUUCUGUAUCAAUAAUUGGUGCAGUAAGUGACAUGAUGAGACAUUUACGGAAGAGCAUACACUGUUCCCUAGAUAACUCAAAUCUGGCUGCUGACACAAUCAAUUGGAACAAGAAUUUCAGAAAAGUUGUGGAUAAGUGCCUUGUACAGUUAUCAAAUAAGGUUGGAGAAGCAGACCCAAUUCUUGAUGUUGUGGCUGUGAUGUUAGAGAAUAUCUCAACUAUAAUGACGACAUCCAGAGCCACAGUCUAUGCUGUCUAUCGGACUGCUCAAAUUGCAGUCUCCUUUCCAAAUAUGUCCUGUCAGAACAAGGCAUUCCCUGAGGCAUUGUUUCAUCAACUACUCCUGGCUAUGGUCCAUCCAGAUCAUGAAACACGAGUGGUAGCUCACCGCAUCUUUUCUAUCAUUCUUGUGCCAAACUCUGUAUACCCUCGUCCAUGCUUGUCUGUUUCUCACUCUAAGGCAGUGGAUGUUCCACGAUCACUCUCGAGGGCAGUCUCUGUUUUCUCCUCUUCAGCUGCUUUAUUUGAGAAGCUAAGACUGGAGAGACGUUCUUCAAGUGAAAAAUUAAGUCAAUAUAACAAAGAAGAUGUUGCUGGAGAGAUCGAACCAGCUAAUAGCAAUGGUGGGAUCCUAAACAGAUUGAAGUCAACCCAUAGUCGGGUAUCUAGUGUGAAUAACCCUCCUCUACUAACUGAGGUGAAUAAAAUUACUGCAAACAAUGAUAGUCGGAACUUGGAGUCUGCUGCUCUCAGGCUGAGUAGGCAUCAGAUAAACCGAUUGUUAUCAUCAAUUUGGGCACAGUCUAUCUCUCCUGGAAAUAUGCCUGCAAAUUAUGAAGCAAUUGCUCAUACAUACAGCUUGGUGUUGCUUGUGUCUAGAGCUAAGAAUUCUUUUCAUGAGGUACUAAUUCGGAGUUUUCAGCUUGCUUUUUCCUUGUGGAAUAUUUCUCUUAAAGAAGGGCCUUUGCCACCAUCUCGUCGGAGAUCACUCAUUACUUUGGCAACUACCAUGAUUAUGUUUUCCUCAAAAGCAUACAACAUUGUCCCUCUUGUCAAUAGUGCCAAGGAAGUGCUUACAGAGAGAAAGGUUGACCCUUUCCUACAUUUGAUUGAAGAUCACAAAUUGCAAGCUAUCAGCUUUGCACCUGAUGAACUGACCAUCAACUAUGGAUCCAAAGAAGAUGAUGAUAGGGCCUUAGACACGCUUUCAGAGUUAUUAUCUUUCAUACACCAAACACGGGAACUCUUUGCUUCUGAAAUCAUUAAGAGCUUUGAAAUUUUUUCAAAAGCUGAAUUAUCCUCAAUAAGGGAGAAGCUGCUUGAAGAAUUCUUACCAGAUGAUAUGGGUGAACUUGGAUCUCAAUUGACCAUGAAUAUACCCAAAAUGGAUGCUUCAGUCGUUUCAAUUGAUGAUGACCUUAUUCCUGAUUCAUUUGAAAGUCAAAUAAAACACAAUUCAGGAUUGUCUAUCGAGGUCCCUAGUUUAUUGAGUGCUGAUCAACUUUUAGAAUUAGUUUUGGACACUCCUCAUCAAGCUGGGAGGAUUUCUGUAUCAACUGCCUUUAAUAUGCCUUACAAGGAUAUGGCUGAUAACUGUGAGGUACUUUUGAAGGGAAAGCAGAAAAUGUCCAGAUUGAUGAGUAGUACCCAACAGAAGCAAGAAUGUUUAGUUGACUUCCCUUUACCAAAUCAUGACGAUGAAUUGAAAAAUAUGGAUUCCUCUUCCCAUAUGGAUUUUCAUAAGGUGGGAAAUUCUCUCUUUGAUGAGAACACUGCUGUGGAUUUGUACAAACCAACUUCUGACUCUCUUCCAAUGCUGUGUGCAACUGAGAAUCAGAAUCAACCUUUCUUUUUCAAACUGCCAGCAGCAAGUCCUUAUGAUAACUUUCUGAAAGCUGCUGGUUGUUGA